Molecule: messenger RNA, 741 nt
Organism: Leucoraja erinaceus (little skate)
Lineage: Eukaryota; Metazoa; Chordata; Chondrichthyes; Rajiformes; Rajidae
Product: protein FAM110B-like
Exons: 2
Coding region: 1-741 (246 amino acids)
Source: RefSeq, a predicted model, not a curated record
AUGCCGAGCGAGAUCGCGCCCACUGCAAGCAUGCCGCCUGAGGCAAGCAUCUCUCUGGCGCUCAGGCUGAUGUGCAAGGGUCCUGGCUACUUCCGCAGUCAAAUGGAGGGGGACAGGCGAAGUUGGCAGAGCGCCGUGGAGAGACUGGCUGCCGACAAGGUCAAGUACUUGAAGAGCCAGACGGCGAGGGGUGCAAAGUGGAGUCCAAUGCUCCAAGAGGCAGCGCAGGCCCGACUCGCUGGUCAUGUACCGGCAGAAGUGCGAGUUUUUGUGCGAGGAGCGGCAGUCACCAGCAGCGCCCACAGUUUCAAGGGCAGUGACAGCCUGGUCAGUUGGCUCCUGCCCGGCUCUAGCGGCUGGGGCGACAAGAAGCAGAGGCUGGCAACGGGAGCAGCAACGUCGGAAGGGGGAGAAUUAGCAGAGGAUACAGAGGUUGCAGCACCCCAGGGUUCACAAAUAACCACACCAGCAGCAUUCCAGGAAGAACUAGCAGUCUCGCCAGUAACACCCCAGGGUGCACAAGUAACCACACCAGCAGCGCCCCAGGAAGCACCAGUCACCAGGCCAGCUGCAUCCCAGGGUGCACAAGUAACCAUGCCAGAAGCGCCACGAGAAGCAGCAUCAGGUCGCCCCAAGGAGCCGCUCAAGCGGCGGGUUGGUGAAGGCGGAUUAUGGCGCUCGCACUCUGACCUCAGCUGCCGCUUCUCCCGAGCCUGCUCGGGCUUGGUCAGUUUCUUCUAG